AUGCCUGCAGAGAGAACCCGGGAACCAGACACACCAGAGGGGUGGCCUUGGACACUCCUAGAUGCGGAUCCCGUCAGCACUCCCACAAGGUCAAGGCGCACGACAGAGACGCCGGGCGACGAAGGGCAGAGGAGGGAGAUGGCUCAAGCAGCUGGCAGGAGCCGCUGUUCGGCCCAGCGUGCCCAGACGUCCUCAUCCUCCAGCACUCCUGUCAUAGAGCCUCCGGACCAUGACAAAGUGAAGAAGCACACAGCGGGCAGCGCACUGGACAGGAGCCGUACUCCGGCCCGCAGACCAGCCCACGACCCGACGAUCACCUCCAGGACGGAUGCAUCACCGGACAGCCCUACUAGACGUGAUGACAUUAACGGUGUCCUCACCGAGAUCUUACGAGAGCCAGGGCAUCGCUACGGGGUGCAAGUCAGACAGGACGGUUUUGCCUCGGCCAUCGAGCUGGCAUGUAGUCCCCUCCUGCAAGCGCAUGGCAUCAGUUUGGGGGACAUCCGCUGGAUUGUCGAUGUCAGAGACAGACAGCGCUAUCAAUGGUGCGAUAUCCAGGGCUUCUCCCACAUACGCCUAAUCAUGAGCCGGGAUUUGCCGACCGACAUGGGAGGCACACCCCUUUUCUCCUCUCCGACGGCCCCCACAGGGAGUGCCGAGGCGGUAAUCGAUUCCUUCGCGGUUGGUGAAAAUCGGGGUGCCGGUCAGGACGUAGGGCAACCUAGGAAUAACACCAGGACCCAGCGUCGCAGCGAUCAGCAUAUUGGACAUGCUGAGCAGGAUAAGCACUGUCCGACACUUCACAUGAUUCACAUGCGUGAAUGCCACCACAAGCACACUCUCUUAGCCCGAUCCCAGUCUACCUUCACAUCAGUGCCCCCGAAGAAUACCAGCCAGCCGCAGGCAGCCAUCCUACAUGCACGGCCCUGCUGGGGAGCCGAGACUGCCAGCCCCUCAGUGGAAGGCGAUCAGUAUCUGCAUGGAUCCGGGGGAUCUCUGGAGGAUUGGCUUAGAGGGAUUUUGCUGGGGUGGUGCACUGCAUUUUCACUAAUGAUCCGGUACUGGGCCGAAACUAAGCAGGGCAACAAGUGGAUAACGCAUAGUGGGAAGAUGGCGGGGGGCGCGCCUUUACGCCGGAUGAGACCGUGGUACCUCCUGCCUCGAAACGGGACAGAUGAGAAGGCCUAUGAUGACGGCCAGCAACAUAUUGACGGCCCCGCGGAGGAGCCGAAGACACCUAAGAAGUGGGAAAAGAAGCGUGAAGACAUCCUCAACCUCCUUCAAAAGGCCGAGCAGGCAGCUGACAAAGGGGACCAAAGAACAGUUUAUCAGGUUGUUCGGAGAUUAGCACCAUGGCAGCCACGGCAACGGGUCAUGAUUAAGGACCCAAACGGCCGACUCCUCACUCUUCAACAGGAGCAUGAAGCCCUGGUGAGCUAUAGUGAAGAUCUUUUCGCUCCGGACACUGCGCAGCCAGCUAGGGAGGGGCAAAGUCUUAACUUGGUUUUCACGGUUGAGGAAAUUGAAUCGCAGCUGAAGUCCAUCAAGAUCGGGAAAGCCGUUCCUCCUGGUGUAGCCCCAGCAUCUGCAUGGCGAUUAGCGGCGCCACAGGUUGCGAAGCUGCUGAAGAUGGCCUUUGACCAGCACUCUCACCCACCGGGGAUCACACUCCCUCUCCAGUGGACCGACGCGUGGAUAGUCUGGCUCCCAAAACCGGGCAAGGACCCAUGCGAGCCCUCAUCCCUCAGGCCAAUCGGCCUCAUGUCUCCUGAUGCUAAAACCCUUGCGGGGCUUCUCAAAGUAAGACUUUAUGAGCUGAUUCGGCCCCAGCUGCGCUGGGUGCCGCAGUUUGCCUACCAGCCGGGGAGGGAUUUGUACGAUGCUUUGGCUAGAGUGCAGGUUUGGAUUGAAAACUUCAAAAGAUCGCUCAAAGACCUUGGUGCGGGAGAAAGCAUGACGGCCGAGAUAAUCUCCCUCUUGGACACAUCACGGUAUCACAUUAUCAGUGAUCAGGAACAAAGCUCAGUGGGCACUACGCGCGGCAUCCGCCAAGGAUGUAAGAUCGCCCCCAUGCUUUGGGUGGCAAUAUCGACCCUUUUGCUGGAACAACUGGGGGAUGCCCUCUCGGGCCCCCACAGACAAGCCACCACCUUUGCCGACGACACCUUAGUGCAAUGGCUGAAAGAGAACUCCGAAGACAUUGCCCAACUUAGCAGUUUCAUCAACAAACUUCUGGGGGUCAUGCAGGACAUGGGGCUUUUGGUGAACCUUACCAAAACAGUCCUGCUCUUGAAAGUUUGUGGACCUGGGGCCAGACGUGCGCUAAAGGACUAUGUAGUGCAUAAGGAAGGGAAAAAAUGGUGGCGGGCACGUCACCCAGAUGGUAGCGAAGCGCUAAUCCCCAUUGCCUGCUACACUACAUACCUAGGUACACAUCUUUCCCUCCAGACGGAAGCACACAAAGUUGUGGGUUACCGCAUUGCAGAAGCUAACAAGAGAGCUGGCAAAAUCAGAAAAGCGACCAGGUCCAGGAAGGUCUUCGGCCUAGCACACAGAGUACGCAUCUGGCAGACCUGUGCUGCAUCGAGUGCUACAUUUGGCCUCAUUGCUUUCGCGCCCUCUGCCAAGGCGGUGGCACUCCUAAGGGGUUGGUUCUAUCGUCAACUAAGAGCCGUUGCGGACUCCCCUGCCCAUAUCUCGCAUGAGAGCAACAGGCAUCUUCGGCAAAGACUCGGGGUUCAGGAUCCUAUUGAUGCAACGAUACAACGGAUUAGGCACAAACUUGACAAGCUUCGGGUUGCGGAAACAAGUAUCAUCAACCAGCCACAAACUCUUCAGUACUGGGAAAAUAUGCUACAGCAAUACCUCAUCUUUCACACAGAUAACAUUGAUGCGGAGCCCGACUCCAGGCUGAUCCCGGUGCCCGCGCAGCAAUCGCAGCCGGUGGCCUGCCAGAGGAGCCUGAGAUCCCGCUGCUGCGUUGACCUGAAGUGGAGACAACUACUGCAGUCGGAAUCUCAGAUGCAGAUCGUCAGUACAAACCUCACCUCAUCCGCGAUAGUGUCUGUGACUUUUGCGAGGAGGCCUGGAAGCGAGCUGAUGGAUUUGAAGAACUGGUGCACAGCUUGCCGCUUGCUAGACCAUGCCAACAUUGCGGAUGACCUGAUGGCUGCCUGCGGCUGGCUGGUAUUCUUCGGGGGCACUGAUGUGAAGGAGCUGUACUCCGGCCCGCAGACCAGCCCACGACCCGACGAUCACCUCCAGGACGGUUUUGCCUCGGCCAUCGAGCUGGCAUGUAGUCCCCUCCUGCAAGCGCAUGGCAUCAGUUUGGGGGACAUCCGCUGGAUUGUCGAUGUCAGAGACAGACAGCGCUAUCAAUGGUGCGAUAUCCAGGGCUUCUCCCACAUACGCCUAAUCAUGAGCCGGGAUUUGCCGACCGACAUGGGAGGCACACCCCUUUUCUCCUCUCCGACGGCCCCCACAGGGAGUGCCGAGGCGGUAAUCGAUUCCUUCGCGGUUGGUGAAAAUCGGGGUGCCGGUCAGGACGUAGGGCAACCUAGGAAUAACACCAGGACCCAGCGUCGCAGCGAUCAGCAUAUUGGACAUGCUGAGCAGGAUAAGCACUGUCCGACACUUCACAUGAUUCACAUGCGUGAAUGCCACCACAAGCACACUCUCUUAGCCCGAUCCCAGUCUACCUUCACAUCAGUGCCCCCGAAGAAUACCAGCCAGCCGCAGGCAGCCAUCCUACAUGCACGGCCCUGCUGGGGAGCCGAGACUGCCAGCCCCUCAGUGGAAGGCGAUCAGUAUCUGCAUGGAUCCGGGGGAUCUCUGGAGGAUUGGCUUAGAGGGAUUUUGCUGGGGUGGUGCACUGCAUUUUCACUAAUGAUCCGGUACUGGGCCGAAACUAAGCAGGGCAACAAGUGGAUAACGCAUAGUGGGAAGAUGGCGGGGGGCGCGCCUUUACGCCGGAUGAGACCGUGGUACCUCCUGCCUCGAAACGGGACAGAUGAGAAGGCCUAUGAUGACGGCCAGCAACAUAUUGACGGCCCCGCGGAGGAGCCGAAGACACCUAAGAAGUGGGAAAAGAAGCGUGAAGACAUCCUCAACCUCCUUCAAAAGGCCGAGCAGGACCCAAACGGCCGACUCCUCACUCUUCAACAGGAGCAUGAAGCCCUGGUGAGCUAUAGUGAAGAUCUUUUCGCUCCGGACACUGCGCAGCCAGCUAGGGAGGGGCAAAGUCUUAACUUGGUUUUCACGGUUGAGGAAAUUGAAUCGCAGCUGAAGUCCAUCAAGAUCGGGAAAGCCGUUCCUCCUGGUGUAGCCCCAGCAUCUGCAUGGCGAUUAGCGGCGCCACAGGUUGCGAAGCUGCUGAAGAUGGCCUUUGACCAGCACUCUCACCCACCGGGGAUCACACUCCCUCUCCAGUGGACCGACGCGUGGAUAGUCUGGCUCCCAAAACCGGGCAAGGACCCAUGCGAGCCCUCAUCCCUCAGACCAAUCGGCCUCAUGUCUCCUGAUGCUAAAACCCUUGCGGGGCUUCUCAAAGUAAGACUUUAUGAGCUGAUUCGGCCCCAGCUGCGCUGGGUGCCGCAGUUUGCCUACCAGCCGGGGAGGGAUUUGUACGAUGCUUUGGCUAGAGUGCAGGUUUGGAUUGAAAACUUCAAAAGGUGUUAUGAUCGGGGAAACAGUUCACGCUCAAAGUGUUUGCCACUCUUGCAAAUAUUUCUGUCGCGCCAUGACGACCAAAUGGACGACCAAGCGCUACAGGAAGUGGCGAACAUGUGGGAGCAGCACAGUCCGAUGGAACUCAUCAUGCGGGACAGGCCGACCGAGGAGGAGAACGGCGGGGGGCGGAAAUUUCGUCCCAGAGAGGGCAAAGGCCCAGGCAAAGCAAAACGGGAGCCGAUCCCGGCCCAACCAAGGCAAGUGCAAGUUCUGACCAAAUACGUCAGCCAGCACGCCAUGGCGCUGCAGCUGCUGGAGGCAGACAGAAGUUGGGUUCUCUGGAUGGACUCUGGAGCGCUGGGCAUCAUACCCCAGCUAGUCAAGACCACGGCCACCUGGAAGAGAGCCGAGAGCAGAACAAGUGCACCUGCAGCCUACGCCAGGCUCUCCCGCGAGCACUCCUGCUGGAGCUGCAUUUAG
Molecule: messenger RNA, 5148 nt
Organism: Symbiodinium natans
Lineage: Eukaryota; Dinophyceae; Suessiales; Symbiodiniaceae
Source: the annotation of a GenBank genome assembly